AUGGAGCUCCUCCAUAUAAUACUCUUCCUCACCAUCGCCGCCGUCUCCUUACUCUCCUUCACCAUUACCAACAAAACAGCACAGAACAAAACGGCGUCCAAACGGCGGCGCAAUCUCACCCACAACCCGCCGCCAGCACCAUGGAAGCUCCCGGUGCUGGGCCACCUCCACCACUUCCUCACCAGCCCGGAGCCGCCCCACCGCCGCCUCCGCCAGCUGGCCAGAACCCACGGCGACGUCAUGCAGCUCCACCUCGGCGAGAUCCGCCACGUCAUCAUCUCCUCCGCGGAAGCGGCGAAAGAGGUGAUGCGGACCCACGACAUCAAGUUCGCCCAGCGGCCCUUCCACCCGCACCAGGCCAAGAUCAUGUACGGCGGCAUCAACCUCAUCCACUCCCCCUACGGCGAAUACUGGCGCCAGCUCCGCCGCAUCGCCACCCUCGAGCUCCUCACCGCCAAGCGCGUCCAGUCCCUCCGCCGCGUCAGGGAGCCCGAGGUCCUCGCCCUCAUGCGGACCAUCGCCGCCGAGCCCAACUCUUUUGGUUGUGCUGCGGACCCUGGUCAGAUCGAUGUCGUCGACCUGACCAGGGCCCUGUUCAGCCUGACGUACAACAUCAUCUCGAAGGCCACGUUCGGUGACGUGUCGGCGGAGCAGGAGGAGUUCAUCGAGAUCGCGGAGGCGCUGGUGAAGUACGGCGGCGGGUUCGGUUUGCCGUACCUGUUUCCUUCGAGCGGGUUGGUGCAGAGGUUUUAUGGGACGGAGGAGUGGCUGGAUAAAAUGCACGAGGGAACCGACCGGCUGGCGGAGAGCAUCAUCCGCCAGCACAGGGAGAGGAGGGCGGUGAGUAGGAAAUCCGAGGACGAGGAGGAUUUGCUGGACGUGCUGUUGAAUCUGCAGGAAGAUGGGACCACGCUUGGUUUCGAGUUGUCCACCAAUUCCAUCAAGGCUUUCCUUCUGGACGUUUUCUUAGCGGGAAGCGAGACCCCGUCAUCAUUGACCGAAUGGGCGAUGACGGAAAUGAUUAAGAAUCCAGAAGUGUUGCGAAAGGCACAGUCGGAGGUGAGGGGAAUGUUCGGCGAAAAGGGAAGGGUCGACGAAGCCAAGAUCGAAGAACUGCCCUACCUUAAAAUGGUCAUCAAAGAGACACUACGGCUGCACACUCCGGCGCCGCUGGUGCUUCCCCGGGAGUGCCGUGAGGAGUGCCAGAUUGGCGGAUACGACAUCCCCUUGAAGACCACGGUGGUCGUGAACGUGUGGGCGAUAGCUAGGGAUCCUCGCUACUGGGGGGAAGAAGCCGAGAAGUUCUGGCCGGAGAGGUUUUUGGAGAGCAACGUCACUUUCAGAGGAGGCGAUUUCGAGUUCCUGCCAUUUGGUGCGGGGAGGAGAAUGUGUCCGGGGAUGACGUUUGGGUUGGCGGCCGUCGAACUUCCUCUGGCUAACUUGUUGUACCAUUUCGACUGGAAACUUCCAGAUGGAGUCGAGCCGGAGAAUCUAGAUAUGGAUGAAAUAUUCGGCAUCACCAUCAGGAGGAAGAACCAUUUGAAGCUGAUUCCCGUUCUCCAUAACCCGGUACCCAAUUUGUGAUUUCGAUAUAGUCGUGUUCUAGACUCAAACCUGUUGUCCCCUCGGCCAAUAUGCUAAUAAGAGACACCCUGGUGGGAUGGUUUAAAUUAGGUAAUGUAUAUCAAUGGUGUAUGCAUUUCAUGAUUAUGUGGUAUUUGAAAUUGUGGGCUUGUUGUCCAUUCGGAUAAAUGUGUGCUUGUUUACUCCAAGAAACAUAUGGAGAAGAUGUUGUACGUGCUACUACUCCUUUGCGUCCCACUUGCCAAGAAGAC
This is a messenger RNA of Linum tenue, 1835 nucleotides long. Lineage: Eukaryota; Viridiplantae; Streptophyta; Magnoliopsida; Malpighiales; Linaceae. The record is from the annotation of a GenBank genome assembly.